AUGAAAGAAGCUGGGGACUUCGGAAGAUCCCAUGUCUCGCAUCCAUGGAACCCUAUGAGCUCUAGUGCUCUGAUGAACAAGAGCGACCACGAGGAAGAGGAGGUUUUGUGCACAGACAGAAAGAGACGCCGGAAAUACAAAGAUUCGAGUGUCGAUUUCCAUGUUCUGCACACCGAUUUGAACCUCGCGAUGCUUCUCAAGGGUAAUCUCGCUAGAAUAUCCGUCAAAAUUUCGUCUAAGAGCUGUGUUUUUGUAUCCAUUGCCAUCGGAAAAGCUCCAAGGAUUAGUGAUGAUGUUUUUGAUUUUUGUUAA
Messenger RNA from Microthlaspi erraticum, 312 nucleotides. NCBI's taxonomy places the organism in Eukaryota, Viridiplantae, Streptophyta, Magnoliopsida, Brassicales, Brassicaceae. The record is from the annotation of a GenBank genome assembly.